AUGGAUGAGGGAUCAGAUAAGGCCCCUCGGCGCAAGAGGGUCUCCCGUGCUUGCGAUCGCUGUCGCAGUAAGAAAGAUAAAUGUGACGGCAUUCGUCCCACUUGUUCCGCCUGUCAGGCAUCGGGCCAGUCCUGCUCCUACGACCCCCAUGCGAAGAAACGCGGUCUCCCCGAGGGCUACGUCCGUGGCCUGGAAAAGUUGUGGGCACUAUCGAUCUGCAACAUUGAUGGGUUCGAGGAUACCAUGCUGGCCAUGCUAGGAAAUACCGCCGAGUCUGCCGGUCGUCGCGAGAAACUGAUGUCCGUGUGGUCGGACGAUAGUACCUCGGAGAGUUUACACGAAUCUUGGAAAACGAGUCGACUGUUCGGCGCGCUGGAGAAAAUGCUCUCUAGCUCAGAUGCGCCGGGACCGGCGACGGGGAAGCGAUUGCGUGACCCGCAAGAUGAUGGCUCCGAUAGUCAAUGGGGGUUCCGAGUAGCUCGCACUUCUACUCCGCUCGGUCCGGGUGCUCCGCGUGUAGUUGAGCCUUUUUCCGCGUCACCGGGGGUAAAGCGGGCUCGAUUGUCCAAAGAGUCAGAUGGUCGGGGUAUUGCUGGACCCAGUCCCCAUGCGCUGCAGUUACCGCCUCAGACGUCGCAGCUGCUCGAUAUCUAUUUUGCAAUCACGCAUUCAUGGUUCCCCGUGGUGGCCAAGCAUAACAUUCUUCGCGCUUCUUAUCUCUAUGCCAACGGCCCUUUCUCUAUUGCUACGGCUUCACCUGGGUCCGGCGAUCACGCCGCUCUGUGGGCAAUCUUGAGUUACACCAUCACUCAAUCGCGAACAAUUUCACAGGCCGGUCCCGCUGGAACAGUCGCUCUGGCGAAGGAAUACUACACCGUCUCGCGAAAGCUCAUCCCCACGGAGAAAGACCGUUAUGAACCCGGUCAUAUUCAGGCGUUACUCCUGCUGAGCUUAGUAAACAUGGGUCUGGAAGAUUGGACCGCAGCUUGGCUGUUGAGCGGCCAAGCAGUUCGCAUGGCGAUUUCCAUGGGUCUUGGAACUGUGUCCGACAGCCGGCGGUCUGAUGAACUCAGACAAGGUAAGGCGGUCUUCUUGGGAUGCUUUGUAGUAGAUUCUUUGCUCUCUUUCCGUCUUUCACGGAGUCCAGCCAUGCCUCCAAGCGACCUUACUGCGGUAGGCCUGUUGGAAGAAGAUGGAUUAGAGGAGUGGAACUCCUGGGUGGACGUUUUACCACCCACGGGUGCUCCGCAGGGCAGCAGGAAUUCACCGCGCCGAGGACCACUCUUGGCCUUGAGCUGCUUCAAUCGGUUAGUUGAGUUGGCGAGCGUUCUCAACAAGGUCUCCCGCCACAUAUCUUCGGGAUACAACAUGGCCACCUUUGCACAUCAAUUGGUCAUGGAGCUUAAGCAAUGGGAUGACUGUCUACCUCUGGGAUGCCGCCUGAUUGGACCAGAAAGCAUCUAUCCAGAACGACAUUCGGCCUUACUUCCCCAUCAGAGUUACCUAGGUUUGACCUAUGCGGCCACCCUGCUUUGGCUCUAUCUGCAAUUGAUAUCAGGUGAGCAAGGGUUGCAUCGCUCACAGCGCCCAGCCACAGAGGGGGCCAAGAAGCUCCUCUACCGAGGGCUCUCUAUGCUCACCCAACACUUGGAAAACUUCUCUAUGUGCGGUCUUCCGCCCCUGUUCGAGCUAAGUCUUCGCACUAUUGCGGAGCAAGCGUCCAGACUUCGCACUACUGCCGACUCAUCGGAUACCUUCCCUUUUGCCAGCACUCUAAAGAUGUUGUUGGGGGGGCCAUCCACCUUUCCCGGGGCAGUCGUCCUUCCAUUUUCGGGUGCACCCAUGGGGGGGCCCAUGCAACCCCCAGGCGGAGCUCGCAGUCUACCCCAGAACGGUGAAGGAGAUUACACCUCUUCUAUCCUUGGCAUCAGUAUGCCAGUUGAUGGGCAGUCUUUGACCCCAAAAGACACCGUAAUGGAAAACACAGAUUUAGGCAUGAUUGACGUGCCACUACACCACCCAAUGGAAGUACAGUCAGGUCUACCAGACAAGGUCAUCCCGCGCAGCAGAGCAGAUUCCAUGUUUGGCACAGCCAGCGCACAGCAUCAACAACCACAACCCCAAACCCCCGACUCGACAUCCUCAAACCCAAUGAUGCCUGGUAAUAUCGACGCCAUCUUCAAAGAUCUGGCAUACCUGGACACUACUGAAUGGUCCACGAACCGUGAGGCCGGUCUGAAGGAUUUCGGAUUCUUGGACGAUAGCACAUUCCAGGCUUUCUGUCACGAUCCCGAUCGCUUAGGCGGAUCACAGCCACUGGUUCAUCCGCCUUCCAUAGCGGAUAUUUGGCCACCGCCUGGGUUCUUCCCAGAGACGUUCCAGGAAGUGCCCGAGGAGUCUAUGGGCGGCUGA
This is a messenger RNA of Penicillium verrucosum, 2412 nucleotides long. Its product is annotated as putative C6 transcription factor. Gene Ontology annotation, molecular function: DNA binding; DNA-binding transcription factor activity, RNA polymerase II-specific; zinc ion binding. Gene Ontology annotation, biological process: positive regulation of transcription by RNA polymerase II; DNA-templated transcription. The record is from RefSeq and is a predicted model, not a curated record. The transcript has 3 exons. Lineage: Eukaryota; Fungi; Ascomycota; Eurotiomycetes; Eurotiales; Aspergillaceae. Bases 1 to 2412 code for a protein of 803 amino acids.